AUCCGCUGAUGUUAGUCCACCCCCCUGCCAUGUCUGCAGACACCCGCUCAUUCACAAUCCGCGUCCCCGCCACCUCUGCAAACAUUGGCCCAGGCUUCGACGUCGUCGGGCUCUCGCUCUCCCUGUGGCUCUCCCUGUCCGUCUCCGUCCCGGCCACCGCGUCCUCCGCGACCUACGUCCCGCCUAGGAUCACCCACACCGGCGAGGGCGCCGGCGAAGUCCCCCUCGACCCGUACAAAAAUCUCACCUCCCGCGUCGCGCUGUACGUCCUCCGCUGCCACGCCAUCCCGCGCUUCCCCUCCCACCUCUCCCUCCACUGCCACAACGACAUCCCCUUCGGCCGCGGGCUCGGCUCCUCCGGCGCAGCCGUCGUCGCAGGCGUCCUCCUCGCCAACCACGUCGCCGCGCUCCGCCUCCCCGCCGCGCGCCUCCUCGACUUUGCGCUCAUGGUCGAGCGCCACCCGGACAACGUCACCGCCGCGCUCGUCGGCGGCUUCGUCGGCAGCUACCUGCGCGAGCUCGACGACGACGCCAUGGCCCGCGCCAGCGUGCCCCUCAGCGAGGUCCUCCCCGAGUACCCCCCCGAUGCCGACGAGCACUGGGGGCUCGAUCCCCCGCCGCCGGUCCCCCCGCAGGGCAUCGGCCAUUAUGUCAGGUUCGGAUGGUCCCAGGCCGUCAAGGCCAUCGCUAUCAUCCCGCGAUUCGAGCUGAGCACCGCCAAGGCCAGGCAGGUGCUUCCGCAAGCCUAUUCGAGAAAAGACAUGGUGUUCAAUCUGCAGCGACUAGCUGUCCUCACCACAGCACUCGGUCAAACUCCCCCAGACCCCGACCUCAUCUACGAAGCAAUGAAAGAUCGAAUACAUCAGCCCUACCGAAAGUCACUCAUCCCCGGCCUUCCCCAAGUGCUCGCUCUCACGCCGGCAUCCCAUCCAGGCUUACUGGGGAUCUGCCUAUCAGGCGCAGGCCCCACCGUCCUUGCUCUCGCAACCCACAACUUUGAACAAAUCGCAGAGGACGCCAAGCGCAUAUUCAAACAAGCUGGCGUCGACGUUGACUGGAAGUUGCUGGAGGUCGGGGGAGGGAGCGAAUUUCUAGCACAUUAGACAUCAUGGAAUAAUCAAAUUAGACGACAGAUCGAAAAAGUCUCCCUGCAUAGGAUAAGAGAAAUCGUCUCUAUUCGUAAAGCGUCGUAAUCGUAUCCAAGCAUUACAUCCAUACACAUUACUCUAGCCAUCAGGUAUCACUGCUCCAGGGGUAUCGACCCGAUAUCCAAAAAAAUCCACGUCACCCUCUAACCACCCGCAGUCAAGCACACCGCGCGCAUAGCCACCAACGCGCCCGCGCUCCCGUCAAACGGCAGGUCCACCGUGAACAGCACGUCGCUCCGGUCGUUGUUCAGGUACACGGGCAGAGUAACCGUCGUCGCCUGCGCCCCGUCGCCCGACGCCUGCACCCAGCGCACCUGCGACGGGUUCAGCCGCACCGCCUCCCCGUCGUUG
Messenger RNA from Gloeophyllum trabeum ATCC 11539, 1499 nucleotides. RefSeq names its product homoserine kinase. NCBI's taxonomy places the organism in Eukaryota, Fungi, Basidiomycota, Agaricomycetes, Gloeophyllales, Gloeophyllaceae. Gene Ontology annotation, molecular function: ATP binding; homoserine kinase activity. The record is from RefSeq and is a predicted model, not a curated record. The coding region runs from base 9 to 1103 and encodes 364 amino acids. Gene Ontology annotation, biological process: L-threonine metabolic process. The transcript has 3 exons.